AUGAUAAGAGCUCAAUUCAGAAAAGUGAAAGAUGCGGUGGAAAACAACCUUGAUAAGGCAGCUACAAAGGUAAACAAUGAAGUCAGUUCAAUCUUCAAUUUGUGUUUUCAGACUGGUCUAACUUUGCACAGAAACGAGCCAUUGAAGCAAAUCAACAAUGCAAAGAAGUCUCAAAUCGAGAAACCGGCUGGAGAUGCUGUUGUUAUCGCAAAUGCCAAACCACAAGCCGAACGAGUCGUUCUUGAUGACGCUGAAGUGAGAUAUCUUAUCUAAAGUCUCGAAGUUUAUAAAAUAAUCACUGAAAUUUCAGCUCAAGUGCUCUGAAAUGGCAAGCGACAUCUACAAAUAUCUCGUGAAUCACGAGAAAAAAUACGUUCUUCAUCCAGAAUUUAUGAAUGGUGGCGAGCCAACAAGCAAAAUGCGAAAGAUUCUCAUCGAUUGGCUGUUGCAAGUUCAUCUUCGAUUCCAUUUACUUCCGGAAACUUUGCAUCUCGCUGUCUUCCUUUUGGAUCACAUGUUGGCUAAAAAAUUGGUGAAGAAAACCGAGUUGCAAUUGUUGGGUGUUUCGUGUAUGUUCGUUGCAUCCAAAUUUGAGGAAGUCUUUCUUCCGGACGUAUACGACUAUGAAUAUAUCACUGAAAAUUCAUUCAACAAGAAGCAAAUUUUACAAAUGGAACAAUUGAUUUUGAACACUAUUCAGUAGGUUUUUUUCUAAGAUAUUUAUAAAGGAAAUACAUUUUUUUUUCAGAUUCGAUUUGUCGUGUCCAUCGUCGCUUAUUUUCGCAAGAAGUAUUUCAAGACUUCUGUCUGAAGAUAAUGCUGGAAAAAUCGACGAACAAGCUUUCUUCGUUGCUUACAAUAUGAGCAAGUACAUGGGUGAAUUGGCUCUUCUCGAUUCAACAAUGUCUUCAGUUCCAAAAUCGCACAUUGCAAUGGCAUCCAUGUCAAUUUCGUUGAAAUUGUGCCCAGUUGACGGUAUCAACAACGAACAAGCCGAAAACUUGAUGAUGUAGGUUAUAAAUAUCUUUCAAGGAGGAAAUAUAUAUUUAUUUUUAGGCAAAAUAUGGAUUGCAAGAGAUCAGAAUUGGAGCACGCAUCAGUUCUAUUGGCUCAAGCGGCACUCAAAAUGCUCAAGCAAGAAAAGUUGUUUGCUUGCAAGCAAAAGUAUCAAUCUGCAAAAAUGGCACAAGUCGCCAAUUUGAUCACCACUGAAGCCAAACAGAAACUCGAAAAAAUGAGCGAAAUUUUAUAA
Caenorhabditis angaria is the source of this 1252-nucleotide messenger RNA. NCBI's taxonomy places the organism in Eukaryota, Metazoa, Nematoda, Chromadorea, Rhabditida, Rhabditidae. The record is from the annotation of a GenBank genome assembly.